Protopolystoma xenopodis is the source of this 612-nucleotide messenger RNA. NCBI's taxonomy places the organism in Eukaryota, Metazoa, Platyhelminthes, Monogenea, Polystomatidea, Polystomatidae. The record is from the annotation of a GenBank genome assembly.
CCAACGCACCCUGAGCCCUUUGGAUUGUCUCACAAUCUUGUCGACAAAUGGGAAAUAUCCAAGUCCUCCAUUAUCCUCCGUGAGCGAAUAGGACAGGGCCAGUUCGGCGAGGUCUACCGAGCCAUCUGGAAUGGAACCACUCCGGUCGCCGUGAAAACCUUAAAAGCGACUUCGACUGGUUUCCUCUUUAUCUGCGGAUUUGAGCUCGUCUCGGCCUCACCACCAUUUGCGUGGGUAGAUUUCGCGGGUAGAUUUGUGUCCAUCCAGCAUCACCAAUCGAGCCCGGCAGACUUUGACACCCUGUCUUAUGUGAAACCAUACAGACGACUUGGGUCCCGUUGGAGCUGGUUCUUUGGACUGAGGAGACAUCAAAGAUGUGUUCACGCUUCUGGAGGAGAACGCCCUUUUGACAGGUUCGGCCGCCCUUUGCGGACUCGAGGCACCUCAGGUCGGACAGGACUAUUCAAGGCGACAUUUGAACAAGAAACGGCACAGAAUGGCACAAAUAGAAUUGUUCAAAUUCGACGCCAGAAGAAGAUGAUGCAUGUUGGCCCAAGCAGGCGAGAGAAAAGAAGACCGAUGUCACAAUGGAAUGCCAACAGAAUUCGGUGA